This is a messenger RNA of Durio zibethinus, 2059 nucleotides long. RefSeq lists its product as uncharacterized. Gene Ontology annotation, biological process: transport. Lineage: Eukaryota; Viridiplantae; Streptophyta; Magnoliopsida; Malvales; Malvaceae. The record is from RefSeq and is a predicted model, not a curated record. Gene Ontology annotation, cellular component: Golgi apparatus; membrane.
AAUGGUCAGGAUUCUAUUGUCUUCAGCUUUGCCAGUUUCCACUGUACAUUUCUCUCAUUCUUCUUGAUAUAAAAUCUGAGUUUCACAGUUUAAAGGUUAGUUCUCUGAGGAGAAAGAAGAAUUUCCUUCCACUCUGCAAAUCAGCAGAUCCAACCAAAAUCUCCCUCUUUUUUUGUCCAACCGAGCUUUGGUUGGCAAUGCUGAAGCAUCAAAAUUCUCUUUUCCUUCUCUCCCUUUUAUGUUUCUGCUUUGUUUUCAUCAGUGAUGCUUCAGUUCAUGAGUACAAUGGAGAGAAAUUCGUCAAUAAAGGCAACGCAUUCGUCGUCCACGGCGGCAGCGAAGGCAUUUAUUCUUCUUUUCCUGACCCCCACAAUGUAACUGCCAUUGGUGGUGACUCUUACGUCCGUUUUGAGAAGAUUACAUUCCAUAGACCCAAAGAAUUUGCAAACUUUAGCUCGCGGUCGAUCCAAGCAAUUGUUUUUGAAGUGGAAGAUAGAAAGCACAUUGGGGGUUCAGCUUAUGGGGGUCAAAGAGCUGUUUGUUGCACAGCAGAUCUUGCAAAACUGGGUGUUUGUUCGGAAGGAGAAGUUAUUCAUCGACCUUCCACACAGAAUCCUGGCUGGCCUAAAGUGUUUGGCGUCUCGUUUAAUGGAGAUGAUGAGGAUGCAACAUUGCCAUCAAAGUCUAUAAAGAUUACUAAAACUGGGAUGUACAACUUGUACUUCAUUCACUGUGAUUUAAAUCUUAAAGAUUUGAUUGUAGAGGGGAAAACUGUAUGGAAAAAUCCUACUGGCUAUCUACCCGGUAGAAUGGCUCCGCUGAUGAAUUUUUACAGUUUCAUGUCCCUUGCUUUUGUGAUCCUUGGAAUCUUUUGGUUCUCGCAGUAUGCAAGAUUUUGGAGAGAGGUUCUUCCUUUGCAAAACUGUGUAACAUUAGUGAUAACGCUUGGCAUGCUUGAGAUGGCUCUUUGGUAUUUUGAUUAUGCUGAAUUCAAUGAGAGUGGAAUCAGGCCCGUUGGGAUCACUAUAUGGGCAGUCACCUUCGGUACUAUUAAACGUACAAUUGCACGGAUUAUUAUUUUGCUGGUUUCCAUGGGAUAUGGUGUUGUGAGACCUACCCUUGGUGGGCUUACUUCAAAGGUAACCAUGCUUGGAGCAACUUUCUUUCUGGCAUCCGAAGUUCUUGAGUUGGUAGAAAAUGUUGGUGCAGUGAGUGAUCUUUCUGGAAAGGCAAGACUAUUUUUGGUUCUUCCUGGUGCAAUCUUAGAUGCCUUCUUCAUUCUUUGGAUAUUUAGUUCUCUCUCUGCAACUUUAACUAAACUUCAGGCUAGAAGGAUGACGGUCAAGCUUGACAUAUACAGGAAGUUCACAAACGCAUUGGCAGUAGCUGUGAUUGUGUCUGUGGGUUGGAUAUGCUACGAGCUUUAUUUCAAGUCAAAUGAUGUUUACAAUGAGCAUUGGCAGAAUGCAUGGAUCAUCCCAGCCUUUUGGCAAGUCUUAUCUUUCUCUCUUCUAUGUGUCAUCUGUGUUCUUUGGGCGCCCUCUCAGAAUUCAAUGCGGUAUGCUUACUCUGAAGAAGCUUAUGAAAAUUUGCACAAAGAUGACACUACUUUGACACUCAUAAAAUCCUCUUCAACACCUUCAAAAGAUUUUAGAACUGCACCACAAGGUGGACCAGUGCAGGGUAGUAAUGGAGCAUCAAAUGGUGAUUUGGAAGAAGACAAGACAGAGUGAUCUAAAAACCCCUGUUGUGAAUCUGGGAUGCUUAGAACUCGGUUCAACAAUUCUGUUUCACUUAAUUUGAGGCCUAGUUAUUCUUGUAACGACGAUCCAGUUUUUCUUUGAAACAUAAUGAUAUCAGGGUGGCAAUCGUUACAGCCAAAAGUCAGCUGUUGAGCUUUUUCUUCGCCUUUUUUUCUUGUACCACAAAGGUCAUAUUGUUUCUUUGUAUUUGUUAAAUUAGUCAUUAAAUUGUUCACCAGUUAAGUUGUUACCAAGAGAACAGACAAUCCGUGCUAUGUCCUUUUUUGAUAUUAAUAUAGUUUGUGACGUGUUAUUUG